ACAUACAACUGCUAAUUUACCUGUCCAGUCUGUACACCAAAUGCACUUCUUUGUGUUAUCUUUAACUUCUUUAAUUUAUUGUUUUUUGUUAAUCAUAACUUUUCCUACAGUCUACUAUUUCUACUACUAACUGUUUAGUCUGGGUGUAAAUGAAGGACCUUAUUUGAUUACCGUUGAGCAUGUACCAUAUGUUUUAUUUGAGGACUUUGCUGCACCCUGAGGUGAUCUGAAGCUUUGACACCACCUAACAGGUGAUUCGGUCUCAUUCACUCCUAUCUGUUGAAUCUCCACCAUGGAAGUUCGAAGUGUGGGUUUUACAUUGACAUGUUUAAUGGCUCUGUUAACACAUAAUGGAGAGUACAACAUGACAGUGAUACAGCCUCAAACAAAUGAUCUGAAGAAACAAAAGGGUCAAAACCUGCAACUGGAGAAGAUUUUUCAGCUAGUUUUAUUUUUCAGACCUCCAGGAUGUAUGUAAAGGAUGGAUUAUCACCUACUGUACUCAGUGCCGUCAGUGGAUCCUUUCCCCCACGCACUCUCGUCAUCCUCACCAUGUUUCUUCUUAUACAGACUUGUGGAGGGGCUGAGGAGACUUCCCAUGAAUGGCCAUAUAUGAAGGUUGACACAGAACCAAAAGCUCCUCUACCCAGUUAUCUUUCUGAACAUCCCAUCCUGUUGGGUUUUGGUGUGCUUGCAGUUUUUGCAAUCCUUCUAACAAUAUGUUCCUUUUGUAACAAGAGUACAGGAGUCACAGAGAAUCCAUCAGCAGAAUCCCAACAAUCUCCUCUUGAUAGUCCGACAGAAGUAUUAGUACAUUCUUCAAAAAAAGAGAAAAAGAAGAUUGUUUCUAAACUGAUGGAACAGAAGAAAGACGUUGUGAAACUAAUGGAGGAUCUCCAGUCACAGUGUUUGGAAGUAGACAGAGAAAAGGUGGAGAACAAGGAGAAGCUUCAGUUAGUGGAGAAGGAACUCGAGAAUGAGACAGUCGACAACAGACAGGAGUUAUUAAGGGAAAAAGAAAAUCUUUUAGAGUCCAAAUGGAAACUUGAAGAGAAGAAGACAAACAAGGAGAAGGUGCUGCUGCAGACAGAGAAACUACUGCAGAUAAUAGAUGAUGUGACUGGAGAAGAGGAUCACUACAUUGUUUCUAAACUGUUGGAACAGAAGAAAGACAUUGUAAAUCUAAUGAAGGAACUCCAGUCACAAUGUUUGGAAGUCGACAGAGAAAACAUGGAGAACAAGAAGAAGCUUCAGUUAGUGGAGAAGGAACUCGAGAAUGAGACAGUCCACAACAGACAGGAGUUAUUAAAAGAAAAAGAAAAUCUUUUAAAGUCCAAAUGGAAACUUGAAGAGAAGAAGACAAACAAGGAGAAGGUGCUGCUGCAGACAGAGAGACUACUGCAGGCAAUAGAUGAUGCGACUGGAGAAGAGGAUAAACUCCAGUCACGGGGUGGAAGUUGACAGAGAAAAGGUGGAGCACAGGGAGAAGCUUCAAUCAGUGGCGACGGAACUACUGCAGACUAUAGAUGCUGCGACUGGAGAAGAGGAUCACUACAUUGUUUCUAAACUGAUGGAACAGAAGAAAGACAUUGUGAAACCAAAGAAUGAACUCCACUCACCAUGUUUGGAAGUCGACAGUUAAAAGGUGGAGAACAAGGAGAAGCUUCAGUUAGUGGAGAAUGAACUUGAGAAUGAGACAGUCCACAAUAGACAGGAGAGAUUAAGGGAAAAAGAAGUCCAAAUUGAAACUUGAAGAGAAGAAGACAGACAAGGAGAAGGUGCUGCUGCAGACAGUUGGAUAAUCUCCAAUCACAGGGAACAGAAGUCAACAGAGAAAAGGUGGAGCACAGGGAGAAGCUUCAAUCAUGCUGCGAUUAACAAAAUGAAGGGACGAAAAACAGUCUAGUGUCUCAGGUUGACCGUUAUUAGAACAGGGCCCUGAUCCAUUUACAGUUACUCAAGUCAUUACAUCUGCAAGUGAGUUAAUAAUAAGUAAAUAAGAAUAAGGGUUAAAUAUAACAAAACCAAUUUUAGGUUUGGUGAUAGUUUAGUAAGUGGGACAGGAUUAUACUAUUUUCUAAAAUUACUGUAACAAUUAGAGAUGCAACAGCUGUUCUAAAGCUACUAAAUUUGAAAAAAGAAAAAAAAAAACGCUGCUACCUGAAUCUUUUGUACAUUUUCCUAAUAAUAAUUGAAGUCGAAACCUAGCAUCUGAGAUUUUUAUAAAAAUGCUGAUUUAAAUGAAUCUGAUUUAUAUUCUGUGCAAUUUUUAUGUGACUUGGGUGAUUUGGGUUGUGUGUAAGACCGAUGCUCAACAGUUUCUUUUUGCAGUUAUAGAAAUAAAAACCUGUGUCACAGUG
Messenger RNA from Dicentrarchus labrax (European seabass), 2360 nucleotides. RefSeq lists its product as uncharacterized. The transcript has 8 exons. NCBI's taxonomy places the organism in Eukaryota, Metazoa, Chordata, Actinopteri, Moronidae. The coding region runs from base 469 to 1461 and encodes 330 amino acids. The record is from RefSeq and is a predicted model, not a curated record.